Molecule: messenger RNA, 3258 nt
Organism: Onychostoma macrolepis
Lineage: Eukaryota; Metazoa; Chordata; Actinopteri; Cypriniformes; Cyprinidae
Gene: slc25a32b
Product: solute carrier family 25 member 32b
Exons: 8
Coding region: 151-1098 (315 amino acids)
Biological process (GO): folate import into mitochondrion; nucleotide transport
Cellular component (GO): mitochondrion
Molecular function (GO): FAD transmembrane transporter activity; folic acid transmembrane transporter activity
Source: RefSeq, a predicted model, not a curated record
CUCGUUAAAGACUCUUAUUUUGAAAGUGCAAUGGUACGCAUGCGCAGUUUGUGUUGUGCAAAGCGCCAUGUUCCAGUUUCAGCAUGUUUCCGUAUCAUCCCUGCUGUCUGUCACUGUGUAUGAUCUGACUUUAACUGUAAAGGAGCAGUCAUGAGCCCCAGCCCCAGCCAGGGCUCCCCUGUACCCCUGUCCCUCACCGGCAGCCUGCAGAGACUCUUAAGUCAUGUGAAGAUCGAGAAUUUAAUAGCAGGGCUCAGUGGAGGAGUGGUGUCCACACUGGUGCUGCACCCUCUGGAUCUGGUCAAAAUUAGGUUUGCAGUGAGUGACGGGCUGGACGUGAGACCGAAAUACAGUGGAAUUCUGCACUGCAUGAAAAGCGUCUGGCAGCAGGAGGGUCUCCGGGGCCUUUAUCAAGGUGUCACCCCAAAUAUCUGGGGUGCUGGAGCAUCAUGGGGGCUUUACUUUUUCUUUUACAAUGCAAUCAAAGCGUACAAUAAAGAGGGCAGACAGACAGAGUUGAGUGCCACUGAACAUCUACUGUCAGCAGCUGGAGCAGGGGUGAUGACGCUUUGCCUGACCAAUCCGAUCUGGGUCACCAAAACUCGCCUGGUUCUGCAGUACAGCACCGAUGCAUCUAAGAAGCAAUACAAGGGGAUGAUGGAUGCUCUUGUGAAAAUCUACCGCCAUGAAGGGAUCGCAGGACUCUAUCGGGGGUUUGUCCCGGGAUUGUUUGGAACCUCCCAUGGUGCACUGCAGUUCAUGGCGUAUGAAGAGCUGAAGAGAGAUUAUAACAAAUACAAAAAGAUGCAAUCAGAUGCUAAACUGAAUGCAUUAGAAUACAUUACCAUGGCAGCUUUGUCCAAAAUAUUCGCAGUGGCUACGACAUACCCGUAUCAGGUGGUCCGAGCCCGUCUGCAGGAUCAGCACAACACGUAUGAUGGAGUGGUAGAUGUCGUCCGGAGAACGUUUAGAAACGAGGGCCUGUUGGGUUUCUACAAAGGCAUGGUGCCCAACCUGAUCCGGGUCACUCCGGCCUGCUGCAUUACCUUUGUGGUCUAUGAGAAUGUUUCCCGCUUCCUCCUGGACCAGCACAAGUGAACUGAGAUCAGGAAUAAGUGCAGCGGAGCUGUCCUGCGGGGAGCAGAGCUAGGCCUGGGAUGGGUCGUCCCGUCCCGUCAGUGACAGUGUUUGACGCCAAUGGAGGAGUCAGAAAUGUGAAUGGGGAGAAAUAAAACAUCCCGGUCCUCUCUGGAAAACUGAAAUGCAUGAGGUUACCGAGUUCAAAGUGUCUGACAGAGUCACUGGUCAAGAAACCGAUACUCGUUUGGUUUUGCUAGAACAUUGGUGACAUUAUAUUGAAUAUGGACAUGAGGGAUAUAUUAUGUGACAAUUUUUAAAGUGGCUGUUAAUUAUAUUCACAUGCAGGCUGUUUAUUUUAGUUUGUUUUGUCUAAUUAAAAAUUGUACAAAUCAAACAAGGAUUUAACUUUCUAUCAUGAUCUAAAGAUGAAUUAUGUAACUAGGGCUGGGCAAUAUAUGAAAUAUCCAUAUUUGUGAAUAAUUCACUGGUAAUAUAAGAUUAAGCAACAUUGUGAAUAUCAUAACAGUUUUAAUGUGCUUUUUAUCUUAAGUUUCACAAUUCAAAACAACAAUUUUUUCAUCCCUCUGUGUGUUUGAAUGAAUUUUUGAAAUGUUUUUGAAAGAAGUCCCUUAUGCUCACCAAGGCUGCUUUAUUUGAUUAAAAAUACUGAAAAUUGUGGAAUAUUAUUACAAUUUAAAAUGAGUGUUUAUUAUUUGAAUAUAUUUUCAAAUGUAAUUUAUUUCUAUGAUGAAAAGCAGAUUUUUGAGCACCAUUACUCCAGUCUUCAGUGUCACAUGAUCCUUCAGAAAUCAUUCUAAUAUGCUGAUUUGCUGCUGAAGAGACAUUAAUUGUUAUCAAUGUUGAAAAGACUUGUGCUGAUAGUUUUGUUUUUCAGGAUCCUUUGAUGAAUGGAAAGUUCCAAAGAACAGCAUUUAUUGACAUAGAAAUAUACUGUAACAUUAUAAAUGUCUUUAAAACUGUUUUAUGUAUGUAAGUCUAGUUCAUGUUUACAUCCAUGUUGCAUUGCUGCUGUGUCCUGUGCAAUGGCCAAACCAAACCUCAGGCUUUAUUCGUCCAAUCACAAGCGCGCACAGAUUUACUGAAUCUGACAUUUCAGGCUCAUUGCUGACAUUUGUGUUAAUGAGCUCAAAUUUAUGGCCUUAAAAUUUGUUAUGCUCAUAGGUUAAUAACCGAUGCUCUUUGAAGAAUAUGUACCCAAGUUCGGAGUUCUUUAAAAAAAACUUUAUUGACAUUUAAAAAUUAGCCAAUAAAAUGUAUUCAGAGUUUUUACAGUACCUGUCCAGACUCGAAUUGUUAAGCAUAAUAACUUUUGACACAAAAUAGACACAAACUUAGUUUUAAGAGUCUGUCACUACAGUACAAGGUUAUGUGAUUGUUUCAGCCCUUGUUUGUAGAGGUAGACAUCAAGAGAGAGCAGUUAAACUGAAAUAUACUUCAACGUCACAAAAUAUCAAACCAAGUGACAUCUGCAAACAAAUGCUGCAGAAGCACUUAGAAAUAAAUCAAGGUUAGAAAGAAGUAAAGGUUCCAAAAGUUUUUUUUUUCUUUCUUUCUGCAAUGCUACAGAACAGUUUUUGGCUCCCCAAAGAACCUUUUAGUGAAUGGUUCUUAAAAGCAUUUUUUUUUCUCUUAAUUUAAAGAACAUUUUAAUAAUAUACAGAACCAUUUGUCCACUCUUAGAAAUAAAGGGUCUUUUUUGGCGUUGAUGGUUCCAUUCCAAAAAAGGUUCUUUAGAUCAGCGGUGUUCAAUUAAAUUUCCAAGAGGUCCAGUCCCGACAUUUCCUUUUCAGUGGAGGCCAGGACAGUACCUUUUUUGGAAUAGUUAUACAUUUCCAUCGGGCAGCAGUCGUCCUUUGAAAAAAAAAAUUAAAAUAAUAAUAAUAAACUGUCAAAAUAGUCAUCAAUGAUUAAGUAUCGGUAAUUCAAGGAUUUUUAUACCAAAAGAAAAAAAAAAUCAUCAGCCCAAUUGGAUAUGAAUAUUAAAAAUUAUACUAUUAUGAAAUGCUCUAAACAAGCUUAAUAAUGCUAUAUAUAAAAAAAGGGGGAAAAAAAGGUCUUGACAAAAAAAAAAACUUGUUUACCUGAAUGGUCGGAGUCAUGUAUGUAUAACAGAUCAAAAUUUGUGCCGGGCAACGAUUAAUCGCAUCCAAAAUAAAA